Messenger RNA from Helianthus annuus (common sunflower), 1212 nucleotides. RefSeq lists its product as uncharacterized. NCBI's taxonomy places the organism in Eukaryota, Viridiplantae, Streptophyta, Magnoliopsida, Asterales, Asteraceae. The coding region runs from base 385 to 1212 and encodes 275 amino acids. The transcript is spliced from 3 exons. The record is from RefSeq and is a predicted model, not a curated record.
CGCCAAAAGAAGAUAAAGGAGGUCACUACUGUGCCUCAUCUGGUGCCGCAGGCAGCAGGUAUCUCUCAUUCCUCUUUUCGUCGACACAAGGAUUAUGUGAUAGUGUCUGAUACCCUUGAGGGUUUGAGUAUAGCCGCGGAGUCACGUUCUGGUGCUGCGAAGAAGCAGGCAGAAGAAGUGGCUGCGGGGGGGACAGCUGCGGGUCCCCCUGUGAUUGGUGAAAAGAGGAAUCUAGAGCAGAAAGCUGCUGGUGGUGUUGAAACCAAACGUCGGAGGCUAGUAACCAAAAGGUCUGCUCCGGCGCAGAAGAAACCUGCGGUUGUCGUUGAGCGUCAAGAUGAAGAUUUUUCUAUCUUCGAUGCUCCGGAGUCCCCUCCGCGUGCCAUGGAUGCGGGUGGAGCGGAGGUGCCAUCGACUCCUCCCGUCAAGGUGGUACCUGAGUCAACCGUGCAGAAGGAGGGUACCGCAGAGAAUGCUGCGGCCCAGAUAUUUGAUACUGUCGACUCGUCCAACAACCUGAUCUCUCCCAAUGAGGGAGACGAUUUGAGUUUGCGGUUCACUGCUACCGGGAGGCAACAUUCUGAUGCUGAACCGCAAAAAACUGGCGAUGAAGCGCGGCAGCAUGAUGCUGGGCCGCAGAAGUCUGCGGUUGAUAAGGGUACCAGUUCGUCGGCCGAUGGUGCGGGGUAUGACGGGCCUCCAAUUCAGCCUGGGGAGUCUGAAUUGGAGUAUUACUACCGCACCUACUCCCAGGAUCGCGGUACGCUAUACCAUCGACCCCCCUGGACUGUAUUGCAGGGGGAUGACAUUGCUAACGACCCUGCGGCCUGCAGGGAGAUCCUGGGCGGUCUUGGGACCCCCUUUGAAGUUGAGCGGGCUAGUGCCGCACCGCGGGAGCUGCGUAUAAACCAGCUCUCGACCAUGUUGGUAGGGACUUCCAUUGUGGCUAAUGCCAUUUUGGAAGAUUAUAAGGUGCUGGGCCGCCGCGAGGAAGAUGCUGCUCGCAUGCGGGCAGAAGCGGAAAAGCUGGUCCAGGCUGCCCGCGCGGGUGCGGAGCAGCUCGAGAAGGAUAAAGCUGCUUUUGAGAAGCAGAAGCAGACUUCGGAAUGGGCUGCCGCUGCCCAGCUAAAACAGGUGCGUUCCCUUGCUAAACUCCUUGCUGAUGAGCGAGCUAGCAAAUGCCAAGGCGGCAAAUGUUGCCUUGGGCAAUGA